CGUAAUUUGUAAGGUGCUGAUCAUAAUGGUAUUUACCUCAGUGGUUUGAAGUGCUUCAGGAAAUAAUGCCGAGGAUUGUGUAUCUGCGGACCCAGGCAGUGUGGCCAGCAGCAUGAGGCCACCAUGAAGUUCUCUGAUAUUGCUGGUGGUAGUACUGAUACAGGAAAUCAACUGUAAAGUGCUACCUGAAUAUAAUUUUGAUGUUAGCUUGCAUAGGUUGGAAAACAUUGGAAGGUACAUUCUCCACCCAGAGGCAUCUAUGAAGGAGCAGGAGUGGGUAUAGAAAAGGAGCUGGAGAUGGAAAAUGCUCAAGCUGGAGCCCCAGAAAAGCCAGAAAUAAGACCUGACACCCAAGAAGAAGCACACGAAGGUGACACCAAUGAAAGCCCACUACAGGUUCCAUCCAGCAAUGUGGCUCUUCGGGUCCCAGAGGUCUUGAACACAGCACAAGCCAAGGGGAAGAAGGGCUUUCUCCCUGUGGCUAGCAACACACUCCACUUGUCCAUAGAGGAGUCUGAGUUCCCACAGAAGGACAGUGAUGUCCCCAAGUUCCCAGAAAACAUCACGCAUCACAAGAAAGGCAAGAUCUCUGGAUCUUCAGCUAAAACCACACAGCCCAAGCAUAGCAACACCCCCAAUUCCUUGGUGAAAACCACCCACCCCAAACAGGGGAACACCCCCAAGUCCUCAGAGGAAACCAUCCAAUCCAAAGAGUAUAAUACCCCCACAUCCUCAGAGGAAACAACUCAGGCCAAAGAGGGUAACACUGCCAAGUUCUCAAAGACGACCAACCAGUUCAACCCAGGGAACAUCCUCAAGACCUCAGAGAAAAUCAGCCAGUUCAACCCGGGAAAAAUCCUCAAGGCUUCCGAGAAAACCAAUGAGUUCAACCCAGGGAACAUCCCCAAGGCCUCAGAGAAAACCAAUCAGUUCAACCCAGGGAGAAUCCUCAGGGCCUCCGAGAAAACCAAUGAGUUCAACCCGGGGCACACCCUCAAGGCCUCAGCAAACACUAUCCAGUCCAAACACAGUAACAUCCCCAAGUCCUUAACAAGAAAUACCCAGCCUAAACAAGAGAGUAUUCCCAAAUCUUUAGAAAGUAAAAUCCAAUCUAGAGAAGGUGACAUCCCCAAGCCCUCAGAAGAAACCGCUCAGCCCAGGGAGGACAAAAUCCCUAAGUCUUCAGAGGAAACCAAGGAGCCCAAGGAGGGUGACAUCCCCAAGCCGUCAGAGGAAACCCCAGAGCCCAAGGAAGACGCCAAAGAAGAAUCAGUGGAGCUCCCUGAGGAGGACAUGGUGAAGGUGAUCAUGGGCAAGGACGACUUCAAGGAGGCACUCAAGGAGGCUGGGGAGAAGCUGGUGGCCGUGGACUUCUCAGCCACAUGGUGCGGGCCCUGCAGGACUAUCCGGCCACUUUUCCAUUUGCUCUCUCUGAAGCACAACGAUGUUGUGUUCCUGGAAGUGGAUGUCGAUGACUGUGAGGAGCUGGUGAAAGAGUGUGAGGUCAUUUGUCUCCCAACCUUUCACUUUUAUCAAAAUGAGGAAAAGGUGGGUGAGCUUUGUGGCGCCCAUAAUGAAAAACUCGAAGCAAUUAUUACAGAAUUAAAGUAA
Molecule: messenger RNA, 1611 nt
Organism: Octodon degus (degu)
Lineage: Eukaryota; Metazoa; Chordata; Mammalia; Rodentia; Octodontidae
Gene: Txndc2
Product: thioredoxin domain containing 2
Exons: 2
Coding region: 298-1611 (437 amino acids)
Source: RefSeq, a predicted model, not a curated record